Pecten maximus is the source of this 555-nucleotide messenger RNA. RefSeq lists its product as uncharacterized. Gene Ontology annotation, molecular function: nucleic acid binding. The record is from RefSeq and is a predicted model, not a curated record. The transcript has a single exon. NCBI's taxonomy places the organism in Eukaryota, Metazoa, Mollusca, Bivalvia, Pectinida, Pectinidae. Gene Ontology annotation, biological process: DNA integration. The coding region runs from base 1 to 555 and encodes 184 amino acids.
AUGGAGUUCUUCUGGCCAGGGGUUAACGCCGACGUAACCAGGUUUUGUCGGUCUUGCGACGUCUGCCAGAGGACGUUCCCGAAAGGACGCGUAUCGAAAGUUCCUCUAGGAACGAUGCCCCUAAUCGACAUACCGUUUCAACGUGUUGCCAUUGACAUCAUAGGGCCUCUUCAACCAGCCACUGAUCGCGGUAAUAGAUACAUCUUAACCAUUGUUGAUUAUGCGACGCGAUAUCCAGAGGCUAUAGCUCUGAGGGGAAUAGAGACUGAGCGAGUGGCUGAAGCGUUGGUUGAUGUGUACAGUAGAGUGGGCAUUCCGCGGGAAGUAUUGACCGACCAGGGUAGCCAAUUCACAUCGGAACUUAUGCGUGAAGUGAGUCGUCUUUUAUCCAUUCGACAGUUAACAACCACUCCGUAUCACCCAAUGUGCAACGGCCUUGUAGAACGUUUCAAUGGUACCCUGAAACAGAUGCUCAAAAGAAUGUGUUCACCUCAAUGCUUUACUAUUUUCCUACCGAGAGGUACCGCAAGAAAGUCUUGGAUUUUCGCCUUUUGA